CCUCUGGCUUCACAAAUGACAGCCCGACUAUUGCAACCACAGAGAAUUCCACCUUGAAAGUGUCUUCUCCAUCUGUUCCCACCAGUGGAUCCCCCCAGGAAACUACAACACCAGUGACCCCUGGAAGUACCACCCCCCACCAUGGCUCGGUGGGCAGCACAGGGACCAUAACUACCAUCUCAGGAACUACAGUCAACUUCACGUCUACCUCUGAAACCACUCUGGUCCCUGAACCCACAAACUCUUCCAUCCCAUCACAGACCUCCCUAAACACCACGGUGCUUACCACCACGGUGUUCACUACCACAGGAAAUGCUUCAGCUUCAAAUGUGACCUUGAGGUCUAGCACGCCAUCUGUCAAUGUUUCCAAUGAAACCACCACCACCAGCCCUGUGAUGACAUCACCCACCAAACUCUACACAUCUUCUCCUGCCCCAAGUGCCAUCAAGGGAGAAAUCAAAUGUGCAGGAAUUAAAGAAGUGAAACUGACUCAUAGUAUCUGCCUGGAGCUAAACAAGACCUCCAGCUGUGAGGACUUUAAGAAAGACAGAGGAGAGGACCUGAUCCCAAUACUGUGCGGGAAGGGGGAGGCUGACGCCACAGCUGUGAACGCCACAUGCUCCUUGCUCCUUGCCCAGUCAGAGGUGAAGCCACAGUGUCUGCUGGUGGUCUUGGCCAACAGCACAGAACUUUCCAGAAAAUUCGAUCUUUUGAAAAAGCACCAGUCUGACCUGGAAAAGCUGGGAAUCCAAAGUUUCAGCAAACAAGAUGUUGGGAGCCACCAGAGUUAUUCCCGAAAGACCCUGAUUGCAUUGGUCACCUCAGGAAUCCUGCUGGCGAUCCUGGGCACCACUGGCUAUUUCCUGAUGAACCGCCGCAGCUGGAGCCCCACAGGAGAAAGGCUGGGUGAAGACCCUUAUUACACGGAGAACAGUGGAGGCCAGGGCUAUAGCUCAGGCCCUGGGGCCUCCUCUGAGGCUCAGGGAAAGGCCAGUGUGAACCGAGGGGCUCAGGAGAACGGGACCGGCCAGGCCACCUCCAGAAACGGCCAUUCAGCAAGACAACACGUGGCUGAUACCGAAUUGUGACUUGGCUGGGUGGGGUGAGACGGGCGGUGUCCGAGAAAGCAGCCCUCCCUACCUCUGACUGUGAGCUGCCUCCGUGAUGGAGGUGAUGUCCCUCGCGUCCUACCUUCUCCCAUUGCACAUGCCGCAGACGCCACCCCUGGGGCCUGCCACCUUGCAGGGAGGCAGGUAUACCCCAGCCCUCUGUACCUUUAUCUCUCCAAACCCAGACUCCAGGCUUCUUUAGAUUCAGGUGCGGGGAAAAGCCAGGGUCCAGAGGAGCUGCCAUGGAGGCUGUGGGCCCAGCAGCUGCCAUGUUGGAAUCGUGAGCUCCUGACCUCCUUCCCUCCUUACUACAAGAACCCAAGGGGGAGGGGUGGUCUUUCCUAAGCCCCAGCGUUCUCCCAAGAGGCUUUGCUUUUAUUGUUUCUGCUUCCGUUUUCCUUCUGUACUUUAGGGAAACCAAAGUAAUGCCUUGAGCUUGCUCCCUUUGAAUAAUGUAGCCAGAAAACAUGUUUUAUAAGCCAUUUCCAUUGUCCCUCCUCCAAGACACUGCAGAUUUGGUCACCAGCUCCCCACAUUCUGUCCGAAUUCCACCGAGCGCCACAGGAGCCCCAUCCCAUACCGAAGAGUCCGGCACAGUGUUCUGGCUGGAGCCUGGCCUUGUGCUCGGCGUGUUAGAACAAACUGCACAGCCUGGUCUCUAGGCCACUCAAACUGAGCUUGGGUCACAGGACAGGGUCUUGAAGCAGAGCCUCCUGCCCAGUGCUCUUCUGAGGCACCCUCUCACACUACGGCAGGAUCCUGGCCUGCUCCUCUGACCACCAUGGCCUGCCCCUUCUUCCCCUGCUCCCAGUAGAGCUGAGGCCUCAGAGUCCCCAAGUAGACCCCAUCUCUGCCUUCCCAACUAUGAACCCCUUCCCUGCACUGCACCCCUUGUGGUCACAGCCCAAGGACAUCUCCCCCAGGACCAGAAGCUUUCUCCUCUGGGGUAAUGCUGGCCUUAUCAUUUCUUCUAGAGGGAUGAGCAGGGGUCCUGAUUUCAAUGACGAUUGGAAAUAGAAAUUUCCAGAGAUGAGAAGAUCGAGGUUUUUUUAUGAAUAAAAAAAUGGGUGUGUGUAAAUAUUGUAAUUAAAAUGAUACUGAAACAUG
Messenger RNA from Chinchilla lanigera (long-tailed chinchilla), 2216 nucleotides. It is a transcript of the gene Cd34, whose product is annotated as CD34 molecule. Lineage: Eukaryota; Metazoa; Chordata; Mammalia; Rodentia; Chinchillidae. Gene Ontology annotation, cellular component: membrane. The record is from RefSeq and is a predicted model, not a curated record. Gene Ontology annotation, biological process: cell-matrix adhesion.